UUUUAUCGUCGUUGUUUGUUCGAGGUUAGAGAGUUUAACUGAAGCCGUAGACAGAAAUGCUACAACUCUGGCACCACCGCAGAGAGUCCAGAAUAAGAAGGCUUAAAUGAGCUUUUUGGGAAGAGAAUGUGACUUUAAAAAAGGUUAAAAUCCAUCAAAAUGACAGGAAGCUAUCUCCUUUAACUUAAAUGAAUGCUUUACUAUCGCCGUCAAUGCUCCCGGGUCUCCAGGCAACGACUCAAACAAACCAGGCUAACUCUGGCUUAGCUCCUCUCUACCGUCCUUCACACUGAAGUCCUUCAUCAUGUCAGGAUUUAUUUGUCCGCCGGAAAGUGUCUACAAUCUGCUUCCCAAGGAAGAGCCCCAUGCCCACAAACCCCCCAGGUAUAUGUCCAAGUUCAGACCUACUGUGAUUCUGGAAAAUAAGUCCACCAAGGAUGCCAUGAGGACCAUGGGACCAGCGAAAGUGAAUGUGCCCUCUCCUGACAAAUACCUCAAGAAACACUCAAAAGAGCCCAAACUAACUGAAAGGUCACAGUGUUCAAAAGAGGUCCGUAACACCUGCACCGUGAGGAAACCACCUGUUCCUACAAGAUCAGACCGACCAGUUAUGGGCCUGAGCUCCAGGAGAGACUUUAUAAAGACAGCAGCAGCUGUGCCAGUGAAGCCACCGCCUACCAGUGUAGACACCAGCAAGGGGCACAAGCAGCUUCUAGAGAAUUCAGGACUCAUACCCAAGUACAUCAAGAAAAAGGAUUACGGGGAAGUACCAGAGUACCUGCAGCAGCGCAAGGAAGAAGAGCGACGAGCCUAUGAGGAGUAUAAAACCUUAGUGAGAGAGGAGAGGGAGCGAGCAGCAAUGAAAAAAAUGUCUGAUGAGACGCGACAGACCAUCCUGGAGGGCCUGAAGAAGAACUGGGAUCAGUUACACCAGGAGUAUCAGGGCCUCUCCGUCAUCAUCGACACCAUGACCAAGAAAGCUCAUAAGGAGCAUCUGGAAGCAUCGAUGAAGCAGCUGGAGACCGACAUCAGCUUUCUGGAGAGGUUUAAGACCGUCUACGUUCCCAAAGACUAGGACCUGGAAUAAACUCUGACAGAUUCCUC
Cheilinus undulatus (humphead wrasse) is the source of this 1104-nucleotide messenger RNA. It is a transcript of the gene enkur, whose product is annotated as enkurin, TRPC channel interacting protein. The transcript has 5 exons. The record is from RefSeq and is a predicted model, not a curated record. Gene Ontology annotation, cellular component: acrosomal vesicle. Bases 305 to 1075 code for a protein of 256 amino acids. Gene Ontology annotation, molecular function: calmodulin binding. NCBI's taxonomy places the organism in Eukaryota, Metazoa, Chordata, Actinopteri, Labriformes, Labridae.